AUGGGAUUUCUUGAGUAUUUGGAGAUCGAAGAUUUUAAGUCUUACAAGGGCAAGAUCAAAGUUGGUCCUUUUCACAAGUUCACAGCGAUUAUCGGUCCAAAUGGUUCCGGUAAGUCGAAUCUCAUGGACGCCAUCUCUUUUGUUUUGGGCGAAAAGAGCAAGAACAUGCGAGUCUCGCGAGUUUCCCAACUCAUUCACGGUGCGCCAGUGGGAGAGCCUGUGUCCGACACAGCUCGAGUGUCUGCCUUGAUCAAGAUGGAAAACGAAGACGGCUUGCUUGAGUCGAUCGAGUUCGCCAGAGUCAUUAAAGACAACUCCACCCAUUUCUACAUCGACGGUUGCAGCGUGUCUGCGUCCGAUUAUCGCUCCAAGCUAGAGACGUUCAACAUUUUCAUCAAUUCUAAGAACUUUCUUGUCUACCAAGGCAAAGUAGAGGAAAUCGCGAUGAAGAAUCCAAAAGAGCGGAUGACGAUGUUUGAGGAAAUCUCUGGCUCUGCCGAAUACAAGCAAGAUUAUGAAAGAGCCAAGAUCGAGCAGCAGGAAGCGGAUGAGGCGUCGAAAGCGGCGCAUAUUAAGAAAAAGGGGAUUGCCCAAGAAAGAAAGGAAGCUCGGGAGGAAGUGGCGCAGGUGCAGCAAUACGAAAAACUGCAAGAAGAGCUCGAGGAAGCGCAAAUUCAAGAAAAGCUCUUUCAGCUGUACAUCAUCGACAAUGACCUGACAAAGUACAAGGAAGAGCUUAAAAUCCACAAGAAGAAGUUCGAAAAGGUGCAGAAAAAGAAAGGCGAUUGCGAGGACGAGAUCAAGAAAGAAAAGUCCGAAAUCGGCAAAAUCCAGCGGGAAGUCAACAGCGUCGAGAAAAAGUGCGAAGAAAAGCAAAACGCGAUUCAAGAGCUCAAGCCUGCGAUCAUCAAGGCUCGGGAAAACACAGCGCACACGGUGCACAAACUUGAAAUCGUGCAGAAACGUCUUGAUGCAGCAAUGAAGACGCAUGAGCAGAAACAAAGCAUCAUCAAGGGUCUCGAAGGGCAAAUGGAAGACCUGGAGAAUCGCCGAAAGCUAUUCGAAGAGCAAGCGAAAAUCGACGAAACUGAAAAGACCAUCCAGUUGCAGCAAAGCCAACUGACCCAAUAUCACCAGCUCAAAGAAAAGGUCAAGAUCAAGUCUUCCGAGCUCUUGGAUAAAAUCCGCCAGUAUGAGCGCGAGCAACAAAACGAUCAAGAAGCCAUCCAGCUCAAGGAGCGUCGCCAAAUGGACAUUCAACAAACUCUCAAAUCCAAAGAGCAGGAGCGAGAAGAGCACGCAAAGCGACUCGAAACACUCGACAACUACAACAAGCGGACAAGAGAUCAGCUGAGCCAACUGGAGACGCGGCGGGAAGCGAUUCGCGAAGAGGUCCAAAGCGCUGAUUCGCAAAUCGCAUCGCUAAACAAGGACCUCGAGAAAGUCAUCCACCAACUUGGAAGCGCAAAUGUCGAGAAAACAGAAUCUCGCCGGGCUCAGCGGCGAUCUGAGCUGGUCAAGAAGCUUAAGUCCUUGUAUCCAGGCGUUCUUGGCCGAAUCUCCGAUUUGUGUGAUUCUACUCACAAGCGAUACAACGUCGCGUUGACCAAAGUCCUUGGGAGGAACAUGGAAGCAAUCGUUGUAGAAGACGAGGCGACUGGAAAGCAAUGUAUUCAAUACAUGAAAGAGCAGCGAUGCGAACCCGAGACCUUCCUCCCACUUGAUUACAUCGAAACAAAGCCUCUCAACGAUCAGCUUCGUGAAAUCACCGAACCAAAGGGCGUAAAACUCGUCUUCGACGUGAUCAAUAUGAAAAAUCCCAACAUCCGAAAGGCGCUCAUUUACGCUUGCGGAAACUCCCUUGUCUGCGAAAACUCUGCCGAUGCGCGACUUGUUUCGUCUGGCGAGCUGCGCCGGCAUGCUGACAUUUUCCGCCGCCCGGAUGGGACUUGGAGGCGACAACAGGCUGUUUCUCUUGAUGGAACGUUGUUUCAAAAGUCUGGUGUUAUCUCUGGAGGUGCUACGGAUCUCCAGCGAAAAGCUGCGAAAUGGGAAGAAAAGGAGAUUGACUCUCUUCGAUCCAAACGCGAUGAUCUUGCGGAGCGGCUGAAAGAAGCCACAAAAUUGAAGCGAAAAGAACCGCUUCUUCAUCAACUUGAAACUCAAAUCACCGGGCUUCAAAACCGAAUCCACUACAACGAGAAAGAUAUCGAGAGCUCCAAGAAUCGAAGCAUUGCGGAAGUCUUGGAUGCGAUCAAAAAUCUCAAGCAGAAGAUUCAAUAUCUUCAGCCUGAAAUCGAAGAGAUCCAAGGAAGAAUGGCUGGUCGACAAAAGCGCAUGGACUCGUUGAAAUCUGAGCACGAAAAGGUUGAAGACGAAGUAUUCGUGCAAUUUUGCGUCGACAUUGGCGUCAAGAACAUCCGACAGUACGAGCAGGGAGAGCUCAACCAACAGACUGAGCAAAACAAGCGGCGAUUGGAGUUUGAAAAUCAGCUUGUUCGAUUGACCAAUCUCUUGGAAUACGAAAGAAGCAACGAUACUCUCAUUCAUGUCAACAAGUGGAAAGAUGUGAUUGCCAACGAAGAAGUCGAGCUUAAAAAUCUCCAGGAAAAAGAGACAGAGACAAAGGAGAAAAUCCAAAAAGCGGAGAAAGAUCUCCAAAAAUACCACGAAAAACGAGUCGAAGUGAAAGGCCGCCUCAAACUUCAAUCAAAAGCCACUGAAGAGGCAAAGAAAAACUCGGAUGGCGUCGAGAUCCGUCGCGACAAGAAAUUGGAUCAGCGACAUCAGAUUUAUGUCGACUGCCAUGUCAACUGCAUCAACUUGCCUCUCAGCAGUGGGGAAUUGAGCUGGGUCGUUGAUAAUGGAAUGGACUCGUCUGCUAUGGAUACGUCCCAACUAGGCUCUCAGCGCUACCAAACCGACAACUCGAUCACUGUUGACUUCACUUCUCUGGACGACGAAUACACCGACCUCCACAAAGACGAGGAAGAAGUCAAAAAGGACGAGAUGGCUGCCCUGGUGCGAGAACUGGCCGCAAAGGUGGAUAAAUGCAUCCCGCCGAAAAUGCGCAACGCUAAUCGACUCGACAAUGCCCGUGAAAAUUAUCAGUCCACGAAGAACGAGUUCGAAGAUAUCCGAAAACAAGCCAAGAUGGCGCAGCACCAAUUCGAGCAGUUCAAACAGCGCCGCCGAGGAACUCUGAUGGACUGUUUCAAUUUCGUCUCAGAGAAAAUCGACGAAACGUACAAAUUCAUCAGCCGAAAUCCGGGCGCGCAAGCGUAUCUUUCUGUCGAGAAUCCGGAUGAGCCGUAUUUGGACGGGAUCAGCUACAACUGCGUCGCCCCUGGCAAGCGCUUCAGACCAAUGGAUAAUCUUUCGGGUGGCGAAAAGACAAUCGCGGCGCUCGCGCUUAUUUUCGCAGUUCAUGCGUAUCGACCAUCGCCAUUCUUUGUCCUCGACGAGGUAGACGCCGCGCUUGACAAUACCAACAUCGGCAAAGUUGCGGAUUACAUCAAGGGUCGACGAGAAGACCUUCAGUGCAUCGUCAUUUCGCUCAAAGAAGAGUUCUACUCGAAGGCAGAUGCUCUCAUCGGCAUCUACGCAAAACAAGGCCGCACUGGAAUUCAAUCUCAGGUCAUGACUUUCGACCUGACUCAAUACGAAGACGACCAGUCCCAAGAAACCGAAUCCAACUCCGGCGGAUAA
Oikopleura dioica is the source of this 3708-nucleotide messenger RNA. The record is from the annotation of a GenBank genome assembly. Lineage: Eukaryota; Metazoa; Chordata; Appendicularia; Copelata; Oikopleuridae.